CCCUAAGCCAAAAAUUCACAGCCAAAAUCCAGACAGUGCAUCCACCACUGUCGAACAUCAAUCCCACCACCGCCCCGAAUUUUUGUGACGACUGCAAACUCCAACCCGGCAAGCUGAGCAAUUCUCUCCCCAAGACACCUUCAACUACAGAUCGAUUCUCAGCAGUCAUCAUCCAUAUCCAACAGUCAAGAUGGCCGUCCCGGGUUCUCAAAUUUCCAAGCGCAGAAAGUUCGUCGCUGACGGUGUCUUCUACGCCGAGCUGAACGAGUUCUUCCAGCGCGAGCUUGCCGAGGAGGGCUACUCCGGCGUCGAAGUGCGCGUCACUCCCACCGUCACCGACAUCAUCAUCCGCGCUACCCACACCCAAGAGGUUCUCGGCGAGCAGGGCCGCCGCAUUCGCGAGCUCACCUCCCUCAUCCAGAAGCGCUUCAAGUUCCCCGAGAACUCGGUGUCCCUCUACGCCGCCAAGGUCCAGAACCGCGGUCUGUCCGCCGUCGCUCAGUGCGAGUCCCUGCGCUACAAGCUCCUCAACGGUCUCGCCGUCCGUCGUGCCUGCUAUGGUGUCCUCCGCUUCAUCAUGGAGAGCGGCGCCAAGGGUUGCGAGGUCGUCGUUUCCGGUAAGCUGCGUGCCGCCCGUGCCAAGUCCAUGAAGUUCACCGACGGCUUCAUGAUCCACUCCGGUCAGCCCGCCCGCGACUUCAUCGACAGCGCCACCCGCCACGUUCUCCUGCGCCAGGGUGUUCUCGGUAUCAAGGUCAAGAUCAUGCGCGGCUCCGACCCCGAGGGCAAGGCCGGUCCCUCCAAGUCUCUACCUGACGCCGUCACCAUCAUCGAGCCCAAGGAAGAGUCCAGCAUCGUGACUCCCGUGAGCCAUGACUACGGCGCCAAGGCCGCCCAGAUCCAGGCUCAGGCCGAGGCUGCUCGCGCCGCCGAGGAGGAAGGCGCCGAGGAGGCUGCCCCCGCUGAGGAAUAAAGGAUUGAGCAGUCGGUGCUGGACUCUUCAAUCUGAACGGCGGGGAAAGAAAAACAGGGGGGGAUGGAAAUGGAUGAAUUCUAACGAGGAAACGCGGUCUGUAUUUUCUCGAGGGCAAGAGAUUCUUCGGCGUCUUUGAUCAUCACUUGCAUUACAGGGACGGGAAAUAACGGAUGCUCUAUUGUCGAUUCUAGGCUGGCUAGAUACGGCCUCUACUAGGGAGAGCUGUGGACUGCAAAAUAGCAAUCGUCACACAAAAUGUGGAAGUCCAGGUGAAAGGUGUUAUAUAUGCUAAAGUGAAAUGCCUUUUUACUAAACGUAAUGAGUACUAGUUAAUGAAUACUUAUAUCUGCCAUUACUUGGGUAUUUCAGUUAUGGGCCACUCAAUGAAAACGAAGAUAAUUCACAUUCGAUAUCCUCAAAAAUCGGCGUACACGCACCCUUCUCAUUCUCGUAGGAUAGGUAACUUGCCUAGCUAAUACGUGAGCACAUAAACUUCCCUCCUUGGUACAUACUAGAUAUCUACCAUACCAUAGUCUGGGGUAGAUGUACUUGAAAUUCGACACACAUUUAUGCUAGAGGAUAGCGCUCAUUAAGUACUCGCCAUCUCCUAGCGGCCUACACGACCUAACAACUUGGCGACGGCUAUUCAGAGUCGCUCGCUAACCCGUCAACUGUCGCUCCAA
This is a messenger RNA of Daldinia loculata, 1659 nucleotides long. Its product is annotated as ribosomal protein S3. Gene Ontology annotation, biological process: translation. Lineage: Eukaryota; Fungi; Ascomycota; Sordariomycetes; Xylariales; Hypoxylaceae. The transcript is spliced from 2 exons. Gene Ontology annotation, molecular function: structural constituent of ribosome; RNA binding. The record is from RefSeq and is a predicted model, not a curated record. The coding region runs from base 191 to 973 and encodes 260 amino acids. Gene Ontology annotation, cellular component: cytosolic small ribosomal subunit; nucleus.